AUGACCCUGGAGGUUUCAAUAGGCCCAUCCCCUUCGCUGCCUCGUGGCUGGUCUCCCCCAGAACUGCACACCAUGCUGGAGACGUCUUUGGAGAAGGCCCUGACCACUGUGGUCACCACUUUCCAUAAAUAUUCAGGGAGAGAGGGCAGCAAACUGACUCUGAGUAGGAAGGAGCUGAAGGAACUGAUCGAGAAAGACCUGUGUCUUGGUGAGAAGAUGAAGGAGAGAAGCAUCGAUGACCUGAUGAAGAGCUUGGACAAGAACAGCGACCAGGAGAUCGACUUCAAGGAGUACUCGGGGACUUCCCUGGUGGCGCAGUGGUUAAGAAUCCACCUGCCAAUGCAGGGGACACGGGUUUGA
Molecule: messenger RNA, 360 nt
Organism: Globicephala melas (long-finned pilot whale)
Lineage: Eukaryota; Metazoa; Chordata; Mammalia; Artiodactyla; Delphinidae
Gene: S100A5
Product: S100 calcium binding protein A5
Cellular component (GO): nucleus
Molecular function (GO): transition metal ion binding; calcium-dependent protein binding; calcium ion binding
Source: RefSeq, a predicted model, not a curated record